Molecule: messenger RNA, 2958 nt
Organism: Debaryomyces hansenii CBS767
Lineage: Eukaryota; Fungi; Ascomycota; Pichiomycetes; Serinales; Debaryomycetaceae
Gene: NAM7
Product: ATP-dependent RNA helicase
Exons: 1
Coding region: 1-2958 (985 amino acids)
Biological process (GO): nuclear-transcribed mRNA catabolic process, nonsense-mediated decay
Cellular component (GO): cytoplasm
Molecular function (GO): DNA binding; RNA binding; RNA helicase activity
Source: RefSeq, a predicted model, not a curated record
AUGAGUAAUUUAUUGUUUCAAAAAUACGAUAGUAAUUCGGCUGACGAGAAUGACGAAGAAUCUCCAUUGAACAAUAUCACUGGUAAAAUUACGACGAAUGCCGACGUUGCGAAUGGAAAUGACAAGCAGUCUAACGAUGAUUAUAAGUUGUAUGUCGAUGAUGCUGUAAAUAGCGAUACAAAUGUUGACUUAGAUUCUGACUCAGAUUUGGAUUUUGCUGAACAACCAAACGAGAUAUUGCCAGAACAUGCUUGUGCAUACUGUGGUGUUCACACCACAAACUGUGUUGUCAAAUGUAACACAUGUAGCAAGUGGUUUUGCAAUUCCAAGUCAAAUUCAAAUGGGUCACAUAUUGUUACUCAUUUAGUCUUAUCGAGACAUAACGUUGUUUCCUUACAUGAAGAUUCAGAUUUAGGAGAUACCACAUUGGAAUGUUAUAAUUGUGGAAAUAAGAAUGUUUUCAUAUUGGGGUUUGUUAGUGCUAAGCAAGAAUCGGUUGUGGUUAUACUAUGUCGUUUGCCUUGUGCUCAACUGAAAGAUAUAAAUUGGGAUACUAGUCAUUGGCAAUCCUUAAUUGAAGACAGGCAAUUUUUACCAUGGAUUGCUGCUAAUCCAUCUGAAGAUGAACUUAUAAAUACGAACUUGAUUACACAUCAGCAAAUAUCAAAGUUAGAAGCACAGUGGAGAUUGAAUAGAAAUGCGACUAUCAACGAUAUUAACAAUGAUUUAGAAGAUGAAGAAGAGAUUUUACCUAUUUUGAUGAGAUAUAAUGAUGCUUUUCAAUAUCAAAGGUCUUUUGCACCAUUAAUUAAAUUGGAGGGUGAUUUUGACAAGAAUUUGAAAGAAUCUCAAGCGUUAGAACACAUUUCAGUUAAAUGGGCACUUGGUUUAAAUAAUAAACAUUUGGCAUCAUUUACUUUAUCUACUUUUGAAAGUAAUGAAUUGAAAGUUGCAGUAGGAGAUGAAAUUAUUCUUCGUUACAGUGGACUUAAUCAAGAGCCUUGGCAAGGUAAUGGGUAUAUUGUUAGGUUACCAAACGCAUAUCAAGAGGAAUUUACCUUAGAAUUAAAUCCAUCGAAGUUGCAGCCACCAACACAUUUAGCGACAGAUUUCACGGCAGAAUUUGUUUGGAAGGGUACGUCAUACGAAAGAAUGCAACAAGCUAUGAAAGAUUUUGCUACUGAGAAAGAGUCAGUAUCGAGUUAUAUUUAUCAUAAAAUUUUGGGACAUGAAGUAGCGCCUAUUGAGUUUGACAUAAAGUUGCCUAAUAAAUUUUCACAUCCAAAUUUAACAGAAUUGAAUAUGUCUCAAACAAAUGCAGUGAGGUCAGUUUUACAAAGGCCAUUGUCAUUAAUUCAAGGUCCUCCAGGUACAGGUAAGACUGUAACUUCCGCAACCAUUGUCUACCACUUAUCAAAGUUAAGCAAGGAAAAAAUAUUGGUUUGUGCCCCAUCAAAUGUGGCAGUUGACCACUUAGCUGAUAAGCUUAAUCUAUUAGGCUUAAAAGUUAUCAGAUUAACUGCUAAAUCCAGAGAAGAUGUUGAAAGUUCAGUCAAUGAUUUGGCUCUACACAAUAUUGUGAACAAAUCUGCUAAAGGUGAAUUGAAGAAGUUGAUACGUUUGAGAAACGAAUUAGGAGAAUUAUCAGAGUCCGAUUCAAGACAACUUAUUAAGUUAACUAGAUCGUCGGAAAUGAAAAUUUUAAAUAAGUGUGACGUGGUUUGUUGUACAUGUGUUGGUGCUGGUGAUAAGCGAUUGUCGAAUUUAAAAUUUAGAACUGUCUUGAUUGAUGAAAGUACGCAAGCUUCAGAACCCGAGGUUUUAAUUCCAAUAGUUAAAGGUGCUAAGCAAGUAAUUUUAGUCGGUGAUCAUCAACAAUUAGGACCAGUAAUAUUAGAUAAGAAGGCGGGUGAUGCUGGAUUAAAGCAGUCAUUAUUUGAGAGAUUAGUCGUGUUGGGCCAUGUGCCUAUCAGAUUAGAAGUUCAGUAUAGAAUGAAUCCUUGCUUAUCUGAAUUUCCAUCAAAUAUGUUUUAUGAAGGUUCAUUACAAAAUGGUGUCACGGCAAAACAAAGAUUAAUUGAAAACUCCAUUUUCCCGUGGCCUGUCCUCGAUAACCCUAUGAUGUUUUGGGCCAACUAUGGUAGAGAAGAAAUAUCAGGUAGUGGUAACUCGUUCUUAAAUCGGGUAGAAGCAAUGAAUGUUGAAAAGAUAAUUACCAAGUUAUUCAAGGACGGCAUAGAACCUAGUCAAAUUGGGGUUAUUACACCCUAUGAAGGUCAGAGAGCAUACAUUGUUCAAUAUAUGUCAAUGAAUAGUACAUUAACCGAAUUAAAGGAAAAGUAUUUAGAAGUCGAAAUUACAAGUGUCGAUGCCUUUCAGGGUAGAGAGAAGGAUUUUAUUAUCUUGAGUUGUGUUAGAGCUAAUGAUCUGCAAGUCAUUGGAUUUUUGAGCGACCCAAGAAGAUUGAAUGUUGCUUUAACUAGAGCCAAGUAUGGGUUAGUCAUUUUGGGUAAUCCAAGAGCUUUGUGUCGUAACACAUUGUGGAAUCAUUUAUUGAUUCAUUUCAGAGAAAAAGGUUGCCUCGUUGAUGGUUCCUUAGACAACUUGCAGUUAUCUAUGGUUCAGUUGAACAAUCUCAAAGCAAAUGUUAAUACAUCACAUUCCAAAAAAUUUGUACCACAUCAACAAUUUAACAACGAAUUCGAUACGGCAAGUAUUAUGUCUUACGCACCGGAUCAAAAUAAUUCUAUGUUAGGGAAACAACAAUGGCCAAGUUUAGGUAAGACAAACGAUGAAUAUAAUACUUUUAUCGAGGGCUCUAAUCCAAUCAAUGCCAAUUUCGUUAGUAAGUUAAAUAAACUAUCUACUAUUGGUAAUUAUUACGAUAAUCUGGGAAAUCUGAACGACGAAAUUAAAAACAUAACUAGUUCAUUUGCUGCAGGGUUUAACUUGAAUUAA